CAGUAAUAAUUGGUCAUAUUACUUUCACAAAGACUGCAAAAAAGAAGACAGAGCAACGACCUUUGGUACCACCUCUGCAUGUAACUUUUAUGUUGGUUAAUAGUAUUACACGUAUCACCAAGGAAUCCGACACCGUCCUGUGAGGUUGCCACAUGCAUGAUCUCCAAUGCCACUGUUUGUAAGUUUGUGAAUUUUUUAAUGGUUCCAUUCCAUCACAAAACAGUUGAACCUGAGUCCUAUUAAACCAGCUUGAGAAGGGAGCACAAGCUGAAGAACCACUGAACUAACUAAACAAAAAUGUUGGCGGCGUUUGCAAAAGCCGUUGGAAAACCACCGGAGGAACUGAGGCUUCCGGCAGUGGGGUUCAACAAUUCAAAGACCCCGCAAGAAAUUGUAGAGAAAUUUCGAUCUGUGUGGCCGGAGUCUGCAGUUUACAACCUUCCACACGGGAAUUUUAUGGCUCUGUCCCAUGAAGACGAAAGUCCAAUACACCCCAGGUCUGUUGUUGUUUUGGAUGAUAUCUUCUGCAUUUUUGUGGGAGCUCUAGAAAACAUUGCUGAUCUUAGGCAUCAUUAUGGCCUUCCAAGACAAGCAACAGAAGCCAUGAUUGUGAUUGAAGCAUAUAAGGUCCUAAGAGAUCGAGCCCCCUACCCUCCUGAUCAAGUUGUUAGACAUCUUGAUGGAAAAUUUGCAUUUAUCAUCUUUGAUGCCAGGACUUGUACUCUUUUUAUAGCCAGGGUGAGCUCUGAUCACAAGGAUCGUGAUGGAAGUGUGGAAUUUCAAUGGGGAAUUGCAAGAGAUGGAUCCUUAAUCUGUUCCGAUGACCCUACAAUCAUCAAAGAGGGAUGUGGACAAGCUUGUGGAAAUUUUCCACCCGGGUGCAUUUUCAUUAACGGAAGUGGGUUGACAAGCUUUGAUCAUCCACUGCACAAAGUUCGAGGUGUUGUGCAUGAAGAUGACAGUGGAAAUAUCUUGAGUGUAUAUUUUCAGGUGGAUUUGUACACAAAGAUUCCCAGCAUUCCUCGCACUGGAAGUGCAGCUAACUGGGCUGAUGCUGCUGCUGCUGAAGUCAAGGGAGAAUAAUCUGAUCACUCUACUAAAAAAAGUAUAAUCUAAUUCAAACUAGGUAUAACAAUAACUAAAAAAGAGCUUUAGCCAUUUCAUCCCCAAGUAAUAAGAUUUACAGUGUAGACACUGCAAAAUCUUCUACUGUAGUUCCUAGCUAAUGUGUGCUGCUUCUAUGUUAAAGAACACUCUUCAGUUUUUUUUGUAACUUUGUAAGCAACGCCAAUUCCUUUAAUUUAGUCACUUCUUUUUCUUUACAUAAAUCUGAUAACGAAACUAUUUAUCAAGAAACUUUGCAACACAUUAUUAUUUCACCAACAAAUACUUUGCUGUUUCAUAUGAUUAAGGUUGCAACUUGUACAGCAUAUACUUUAUUUGACUAUUAUGCAGAGAACAUUAACAUAUUCGGACAAUUAUGUCAACAAAACACACUGUUAGUCUUUGUUUUGGUAUCCGUGGCUACAAGGUUGAGGUUCAAAGUUGAUGAGUGUUACACCACAGAAUCCACCUGGGGUGUGACAAUAGAGAGGUUUACAAAGUAGAGGACCCUUUCUUCCAUGUAAUAGAUUGUCAGUGCCUCCUCUAUGCAUACCUGCAUCAGGGUUUGUACCUGAAGGUGGAGGGAAGCCUCUGGUCUUAGAGGAAAAUGCCAAAAUUACAAAAAGCAAAAAUGCCAAAUAUUUUGUCAAUAUUGAUGUGGCCAUUUUUA
Molecule: messenger RNA, 1774 nt
Organism: Vigna radiata var. radiata (mung bean)
Lineage: Eukaryota; Viridiplantae; Streptophyta; Magnoliopsida; Fabales; Fabaceae
Product: stem-specific protein TSJT1
Exons: 4
Coding region: 298-1083 (261 amino acids)
Source: RefSeq, a predicted model, not a curated record